This is a messenger RNA of Perognathus longimembris pacificus (Pacific pocket mouse), 3934 nucleotides long. It is a transcript of the gene Tmem168, whose product is annotated as transmembrane protein 168. The coding region runs from base 460 to 2553 and encodes 697 amino acids. NCBI's taxonomy places the organism in Eukaryota, Metazoa, Chordata, Mammalia, Rodentia, Heteromyidae. The record is from RefSeq and is a predicted model, not a curated record. The transcript has 5 exons.
UGGGUUUCAGGUCCGACUGGCAGGCACCUGCGGAAAGGCGGCACCUGGGUCGCAGCUUCGAGUGGGUGGAGCCUGGCUGGAGGACGGAAGCGCGCUGCAAGGUUUGAGCCCGGCAGCGAUCCGUACCGCCGCGGAUUCGGCGGCGCAAACAUGGCGGCCAUAACCCGGCCGGUAACGGAGAAAGUUUCUGUCGAAACCGGUUCCUACUAGUCGGCGCGGCCUCUCGUCCUGAUUUCCCCGGGUUUGGCACCUCGUGGUUUUAGUACGCAGGUUUCACCCUGCUUAAUUUGUUGGCGUGGGAGCAGUUGUCACAGCGUUGGUGACCGGGGCCGAGUCAGAUCACAAUAAAGAAAAAUUCUGAGAAAAUGUUGGAAUAGGAGUUAUUCCUUGGAUUUGUUGAAUGAAAUACAAGAAGUUAAAUUUCAUAACGUGGGAAAAGAACCUGAAUUGCCAGAGUACAUGUGUAAAUCACUGCGGUACUGUUUUAGUCAUUGUCUCUAUCUAGCAAUGACAAGACUGGAAGAAGUAAAUAGAGAAGCAAACAUGCAUUCCUCAGUUCGGUAUCUUGGCUAUUUGGCAAGAAUCAACUUAUUAGUGGCUAUAUGCUUAGGCCUUUAUGUAAGAUGGGAAAAAACAGCAAAUUCCCUAAUUUUGGUAAUUUUUAUCCUUGGUCUUUUUGUUCUUGGAAUUGCCAGCAUCCUCUAUUACUAUUUUUCAAUGGAAGCAGCCAGUUUAAGUCUCUCCAAUCUUUGGUUUGGAUUCUUGCUUGGCCUUUUGUGUUUUCUUGAUAAUUCAUCCUUUAAGAAUGAUGUGAAAGAAGAGUCAACAAAAUAUCUGCUGCUGACUUCCAUAGUACUAAGGAUAUUAUGUGCUUUGGUGGAGAGAAUUUCUGGUUAUGUCCGUCAUCGACCCACUUUACUAACCACAGUAGAAUUUCUGGAACUCGUUGGAUUUGCCAUUGCCAGCACAACAAUGUUGCUAGAAAUGUCUCUGAGUAUUAUUUUACUUGUUGUAGCUUUGGCUCUGCUAAUUAUUGACCUGAGAAUGAAAUCUUUCUUAGCUAUCCCAAAUUUAGUUAUUUUUGCAGUAUUGUUGUUUUUUUUUUCGUUGGAAACUCCAAAAAAUGCAGUUGCUUUUGCAUGUUUUUUUAUUUGUCUGAUUACUGAUCCCUUCCUUGACAUAUAUUUUAGUGGACUCUCAGUGAUAGAAAGGUGGAAACCCUUUUUGUACCGUGGAAGAAUUUGCAGAAGACUUUCAGUUGUUUCCACUGGAAUGAUUGAGCUUACAUUUUUUAUCCUUUCAGCAUUUAAACUUAGAGACACUCAUCUCUGGUAUUUUGUAAUACCAGGCUUUUCCAUUUUUGGAAUUUUUUGGAUGAUUUGCCAUAUUAUUUUUCUUCUAACUCUUUGGGGAUUCCAUACUAAGUUAAAUGACUGCCAUAAAGUAUAUUUUACCCACAGGACAGAUAACAAUAGCCUUGAUAGAAUCAUGGCAUCCAAAGGAAUGCGUCAUUUUUGCUUAAUUUCAGAGCAAUUAGUUUUUUUUAGUCUUCUUGCAACAGCAAUUUUAGGAGCAGUUUCCUGGCAGACAACAAAUGGAAUAUUCCUGAGCAUGUUUCUUAUAGUUUUGCCCUUGGAAUCCAUGGCUCAUGGGCUUUUCCAUGAACUGGGUAACUGUUUAGGAGGAACAUCUGUUGGCUAUGCUAUUGUGAUUCCUACCAACUUCUGCAGUCCUGAUGGUCAGCCAACAUUGCUUCCACCAGAACAUGUACAGGAGUUAAACUUGAGAUCUACUGGUAUGCUAAAUGCCAUCCAAAGAUUUUUUGCAUAUCAUAUGAUUGAGACCUAUGGAUGUGACUAUUCCACAAGUGGACUAUCUCUUGAUACUCUACAUUCCAAACUGAAAGCCUUCCUUGAACUUCGAACUGUGGAUGGACCUAGACAUGAUACAUAUGUUUUGUAUUAUAGUGGGCACACCCACGGCUCAGGAGAGUGGGCACUAGCAGGUGGAGACAUACUUCGCUUUGACACACUUUUAGAAUGGUGGAGAGAAAAGAAUGGUUCCUUCUGCUCCCGGCUUAUCAUCAUAUUGGACAGUGAGAAUUCAGCCCCUUGGGUAAAAGAAGUGAGAAAGAUUAAUGACCAGUAUAUUGCAGUGCAAGGAGCAGAGCUGGCCAAGACAAUAGAUAUUGAAGAAGCUGACCCACCUCAGCUGGGUGACUUUACAAAAGACUGGGUAGAAUACAACUGCAACUCCAUUAAUAACAUUUGCUGGACUGAAAAAGGACGCACUGUGAAAGCAAUAUAUGGUGUGUCAAAACGGUGGAGUGACUACACUCUGCACUUGCCAACAGGAAGCGAUGUGGCCAAGCACUGGAUGUUACACUUUCCUCGUAUUACGUAUCCAUUAGUGCAUCUGGCAAAUUGGUUAUGUGGUCUAAACCUUUUUUGGAUCUGCAAAACUUGUUUUAGGUGCUUGAAAAGAUUGAAAAUGAGUUGGUUUCUUCCAACUGUGCUGGACACAGGACAAGGCUUUAAACUUGUCAAAUCUUAAUUUGGACCCCAAGAGGGGAAUAUUACUCAAAGUUCAUGUUACCAAUUAUCAUUCACUUGCCAUUUUUUGUAUGCUUUAUUUUUUAUUUGUGGAAGAUACCUUGCUACUUUUUGUAGCUGCUCUCACUUUGUCUUUUUCAAGUAAUUAUGGGAACUGUAAGGUGUUUGGGAAUAAAAUUAUUUAAAAGUAAAUAGAGUCAUAAAUGCUGACUCCAAAUGUACAAGAGAUAUUAAUAGCGGUGCACUUUCAGUAAUGUUUGCAUUUGCCUGAUUAGAAGGAAAAGUUUUCUGUUCUCUGCAAUGGCCAUCGAAAAAUUAAUGCCUUAUUUUCGAGGCAUGCAUUAGAGAAUGUAGAACAGACAAAUGUUUGUGCCUCUUAGGAAAACUAACAAUUUACUAACAGAAGAUUCUUGUUUGUAGACAGUAGGUGAACUCCAAGAACAAUUAAGAACUCUUCUUAGAAAAGGAAGAGGUCCGCUUAAUACUAAAUGCAAAAUUCCCUGAUACUCCAGCACAUUCAAAUGUCUUGGUUGUGACCUGUUACCAGUAUGGCAGAGAAGCCCAAAUUACUUUUUAGGCCAAAACAUGUUUUAUGUAGGUAAGAGGUGAGAGCCUACAAGUUGUUCCUUCAUGCAUUGUUUAGGGCCUCUGAAAACACUGGUAAUUUUAAGAGUCUUUCUCAGGGUAACUUAGUGUUUUCUUAAUAGUGUUUCCAGCCACAAAUUCUUUCUAAAUAAAUUGCCUUGCUUUUCAAGAAGUACUCUUAUAAAAGAAAUUUAGCAUUUCUCAUGGACUAAAUCAGUCCAUUUUAACUUUUCAGAAAGUAUUUUGAUCUCCGUGGAGUUAAUGUUUUGCCAUGAAAAACUAUUUUUUUAGAUUCCCAUUUGUGAUAUUGAAGGUCAAAGACAGGUCAUAUUUUUCUUGUAUACCUAUAAUGUAUUAUGUGAAAAAAGUAUUCAUAUUGACAAUUUUUGUUAAGUAUAAUGGUGUGGCUGUAAUUUUUAAAACUUCAUGUUUUGUCAGAGUAAAGCAGACACUGAUUGGAGUAUAUGCUAAGAAGUAAUUCACUUUCUACUCCUACCCAGUAAUCCUUAGAUGCCAAAUUUUCAUCUUUGAGAAAUAAGAGGGGAAUAUUAUUGGGAGAUAAGGCUAGUCUUUAUUGUUCGAAUGACUCCUCACCAUUGAAACCAUUGUCUCAACCUCGAAGGAAAUAAUGCCUCUACCAUUUUCUACUGGUGACUUGCAAACUGAAGAUUUUGUUAGGAAGAUGUCUUUUAGGGAAAUUGUAAACCACUAUCUAUGCAGCAUUGUUAUAGUACAAUUACUUUUAUGUUUUGAAUAUGGUUUUCCUGAUGCUUUGAAUAAAUAUUGUUAAAAAUUAA